AUGGACUCAUCGGUACUAGAAAGACCAAAGCGCGUCCGAAACCCCUCGUGGAAAGUCAUUGCUGGAGAAGGAGUAAAAGCAAAGAUUUGUAACCGCCCAGUGCCAGACUCGCCUUCUGCAGCUGUGUUGGGAAAGCGCUCUCUUCGCGCGCGCUCGCGCUCUCGCGACUCUUUGGCGCCAGAACCCGAGAAGGAGGCUGCUACCAGCCCAAACCCGGCAGAUACUGCCGGAUCCUCGGCAUCGCGAGGCAAAGGACGCGGCCGGCCACGCGCCGAGAGCUUGACGCGUCCAGCCCUCGAGGAGGCGACUGAAAUUGGCAAAGCCAGGUUUAUUCCGGCCGGACCUUCGGGAUCCCGAGGCAAAGGACGCAAGCAGGCACGCGCCGAGAGCUUGACGCGUCCAGCCCUCGAGGCGACUGAAAUCGGCCAAGCCAAGUUUAUUCCGGCCGGACCUUCGGGAUCCCGAGGCAAAGGACGCAAGCGGGCACGCGCGAGGAGCCCAACGCGUGAAGACUCCGAGAAGCUCGCGGUCUUCUCACAUAAACAAAAACGUAAACGCGUAUGCAGUAGUGCGCUAGCCGAUAGCCCCAAGGAUAUGGACGAGGACGAGGAAUCGGGCGCGACGUCGACACUGCCCACCCAUCAAGAUACCGCCGACCACGAAGUCAUUGUGGUCAGCGACGACGAGGACAUGGAGGCGACGUCCUUAACACUGCCCACUCAUCAAAAUGCCGCCGACCACGACGUCAUUGUGGUCAGCGACGACGAGGACAUGGAGACGUUCGAAGUGCUUGUCGAGCGACAGUCCGGCGGCCGAAAUGUCUUUGUGAUCGUCGACGAGAUCAUUGAGAUCAUCGACGACGAGAUCAUCGACGACGAGGUCAUUGAGAUCAUCGACGACGAGGUCAUGAUGACCGAGACGUCCUCAGAGCGAGGGAUUGCCCGCGCACGCUCGAGGAGCUCAACGCGCGGUGCACCCGUGAAUGCUGUCGAAGGAGAGCGGCUGGAGGCGGAACCUGCAGCGUCUAUGGAGGCGACGCAAACUCCUCCAACCGCGUCAGGCUCAGCGCAACGUACAGGAGCGGCCGUUCAGUCCAUCGGCGAACAACAACCCGCCGCGAGCACCGAGUUCACUGAUAAACGGUUCAAUAUCGACAUCGUCGUUGCCAAGGCUGGGAAAAAGGCUUAUGACCAGUACAUGACGCUCAUGCAGGACCGCCUUCCCAGAGUUCCAGUGAAUCACAUCAACGAAGCCUAUGAGAAGGAGGGGUACUAUCACCUCCUCUGCAAGAAGCGUUGCAACAUCGUGGCUGCUGUCUCUUUCCGCAUCCUCACGGAGCCUGCGCUGGCUGAGAUUCAUUUGGUGGCCGUGAACGCCAACUACCAAAACACGGGUCUCGGAUCCAAGCUGAUGGAUCGUACGGAGGCGUUCAUCCGCGAGAAGUGGCCACAGACAGAGACAAUUGUGAUGAACGCCACAGUCGAGGCUAUAGGCUUCUACAAGAAGAAAGGGUACGAGGAGGUGGAUGAGGAAAAGUACAAGGAGCACCUUGGGUCGUGGACUGGAGUUGUGCCGAUGGAACGCCAGCUGGUGAACGGUCCCUCCGGUAGGCUGUAG
Peniophora sp. CBMAI 1063 is the source of this 1617-nucleotide messenger RNA. NCBI's taxonomy places the organism in Eukaryota, Fungi, Basidiomycota, Agaricomycetes, Russulales, Peniophoraceae. The record is from the annotation of a GenBank genome assembly.